AUGCUCUCAAGUGCUCCACGACAAUUCUACGUCCUGCUCUUUACGUCUCACGUGCUACUUUUGGCCUUCGCUCCGUUGUUCACUUUGGGGCUUCCACUUGGAUCAUCGCUCUCAUCAAUCACAGAUUUUUUGAAUAGUUGGCUUGGUAUCAACGGUGGUCAAUCUCCCAAUGAAAUAGGUCUGCUUCCCUGUAUCCCGAAAGGGACGCACAAUUCUCCACCAAAGACUACUUCAUGGAACAAUAAGCAUACCAAAGGCAACACUGUUAUCAGUGAAUCUGGCUCCACUUCUUAUUCGUCUUCUUCCUAUAGUUCAAGUGAUCCCCCUUCAAAGGACGGCUCCUCGUCUUCGAAUGGAUCAGGAGGCAGCGCGGACGCGAUGGGAUCUAUGGAUACAUUAUUAAACAGUAGCGGCUUGAACGAUAUAACUGGUACUCCAAAUAGCUCCGUUCUGGAUGGUGAUGCCUCUACCGACACAAACUCCGGAGAGGGUUCAAUGACCGAUUUGGAUUCUGACCUGGGGGGAAGCGAGGUAAACUCUGGGCUAGGAACCUCAGGCUCUGGCAGUUCUGAGGCAUCUUCAUUGGGAAACUCGACCACAGGAAACGAUGAAACCUUCGGAGGUCAUGGAGCUGAAUCAAAAAAUCCUGAUUCAAAUUCAUCGCCAGAUACGAUGGCAGGGAGCGAGUUGGGUUCCACGACUGAUUCUGGAAUCGGUUCGAAGGGUUCCGGCCAGCCUACCUUGGGAAGCUCAACACAUUCGGAAAGUAACAAUCCCGGUGGAGGUGGAACGGAAGAUCAUAAAACCGCCGGAACAGGCGGCGGAGGGGGUUCACACGACCGAGGGUCUAAGACUGGCACGGGUUCCGGCGAUUCCACCGCAUUGGGCAAGCCUGGACCUGGUAACUCGGGAAGUGGCGAUAAACCCGGGCCUGGGCCUGGGGGCUCGGGAAACGGUGGAGAUACUAAUACUGAUACCGACUCCGAACCAGAAGAAGAUUGUGACGGGGAUGAUUAG
Molecule: messenger RNA, 1017 nt
Organism: Puccinia triticina
Lineage: Eukaryota; Fungi; Basidiomycota; Pucciniomycetes; Pucciniales; Pucciniaceae
Exons: 3
Coding region: 1-1017 (338 amino acids)
Source: RefSeq, a predicted model, not a curated record